Molecule: messenger RNA, 1400 nt
Organism: Raphanus sativus (radish)
Lineage: Eukaryota; Viridiplantae; Streptophyta; Magnoliopsida; Brassicales; Brassicaceae
Product: probable transcription factor At1g61730
Exons: 1
Coding region: 149-1168 (339 amino acids)
Biological process (GO): regulation of DNA-templated transcription
Cellular component (GO): nucleus
Source: RefSeq, a predicted model, not a curated record
AAAAGCGUAGACCUAGAAAGCAAACCCUUAAAUAGCUCUCGAACUAUUGGAAGAAAUCCAACAGUUUUAACUUUCCUGUAGAAUUGCUGACUCUAAACGCUUCUUCCUUUGCCGUCACAGAGAAACCCUAAACGCUUCCUUUGCGAAGAUGAACAAGAAACGCAACCCUCUAGAAAAUCCACCUGCUGCAUCCUCAAGCGACGACGAUGAAGUCGUCGACUCUUCUGCCGGAGAAGAAGAGGAACACGAAGAUGAUGAUGACGCUUCUUCAUCGGAAGAAGAAGAAGAAGACCAACCCAAACCUCCUUCCUCCUCCGCCGUCACAAUCCCAGGCAAAACUUCAGAUUCUGGAUCUGAAACCGAGACCGAUUCCGAUUCUGACACGGAACAGCCUCCGAAUCAGCGAUCUGGGAAAGGUAUCCUCGCCAAGGACAAGUCUCCGCCGCCUCUACCGAAAUCAGGAACGAAGCGGCCGAGUGAAGAGACCUCAAGGGAGACGAACUCGAAGCGAGAGAAGAAGACAGGCGAAGACUCAAAGAAGCCAGCUGCUUUCCAGAGACUAUGGACUGAAGACGACGAGAUCUCUGUCUUACAAGGUAUGAUCGAUUUCAAGAACGAUACAGGCAACUCUCCUUACGACGACACUAAUGCUUACUAUGAUCACAUGAAGAAAUUUAUUAGCUUUGAGGUUAGUAAGAACCAGUUCAUGGAUAAGCUUAGGAGUUUAAAGAAGAAGUAUAUGGGUAAAGAGAAGCCUUCUUUCACUAAACCUCAUGAUCAGAAGUCUUUUACAUUGUGCAAGUUUAUCUGGGGACCUGAUGGGAUGUGUCUUGAGACUGCUGUUAAGUCCAAUGGUGUCUCCAAAAAGAAGACCAACUCUGUCAAGCAAGACCCUUCUUCUCCCAAUGUUGAUGAUAUGAGAGUCUUGGUUCAUGAAUCUGAUUGGUUUGAGAGAUCUUUUCUUGUUAGAGGGAUUGCGGGUUUUGGUGUCGAUGAGCAUUUUGUGAAACAGAGUUGGAGGUUAGUCCCGGUUGAGACCAAGAAGAAAGUUGAAGAGAAGGUUAAGAUGUUGCAGGCUAAGGAAAUUGAGUUUGUCUUGCACAAGACUCAGAUUUUGCAUGAAGUUACCUCUAUGAUCGCUGAAGCAUCCAAGAACAAGCCAUUAUAAUGAUAUAUUUGAUCCCGUUUCAAUGCCAAUGUCUUUUGUUUUGAUGGCUUUCUCUCAUAUGAAAACUCUAUAUUAUUAGGUUUUUUACUCACAUAUAAAAACACCAUAAAAACAAAGUACUGUCAAGCUUGUGGCAACUUUUGCUUGGUUCUUUCGGUGUUUUUUUUUUGGAUAUUUCAAAUGUAAGGGAACUGUUGGGUAUUUUUGAAAUACAGUUAAGUUUUUGGUUACC